Molecule: messenger RNA, 1153 nt
Organism: Fukomys damarensis (Damara mole-rat)
Lineage: Eukaryota; Metazoa; Chordata; Mammalia; Rodentia; Bathyergidae
Gene: Fbl
Product: fibrillarin
Exons: 9
Coding region: 97-1062 (321 amino acids)
Biological process (GO): rRNA methylation; box C/D sno(s)RNA 3'-end processing
Cellular component (GO): box C/D methylation guide snoRNP complex; Cajal body; small-subunit processome
Molecular function (GO): rRNA methyltransferase activity; RNA binding; histone H2AQ104 methyltransferase activity
Source: RefSeq, a predicted model, not a curated record
CCGAGCGCCUGCGCUCCUUUCCACGUGCGAAAGCUCCGGACUCGUGGAGUCCGGGAAACAGCAGACUCCUCAGGCAGCGUUAACUCAGCGCUCACCAUGAAGCCAGGUUUCAGUCCCCGUGGAGGUGGCUUUGGCGGCCGAGGGGGCUUUGGUGACCGCGGAGGUCGUGGUGGUCGUGGUGGAGGCCGAGGGGGCUUUGGUGGCGGCCGGGGUCGAGGCGGUGGAGGCUUUAGAGGCCGUGGUGGCCGAGGAGGAGGUGGCGGCGGCGGAGGAGGACGGGGUGGGGGCUUCCAAGGUGGCAGCCGCGGUCGUGGCCGGGGAGGAAAAAGAGGAAACCAAUCGGGAAAGAAUGUGAUGGUGGAACCUCACCGACACGAAGGUGUCUUCAUUUGUCGUGGAAAGGAAGAUGCACUUGUUACCAAGAAUCUAGUCCCUGGAGAGUCUGUUUAUGGAGAGAAGAGAGUCUCCAUUUCGGAGGGAGAUGACAAAAUUGAGUACCGAGCCUGGAACCCCUUCCGCUCCAAACUUGCUGCAGCAAUCCUUGGUGGCGUGGACCAGAUCCACAUCAAGCCUGGGGCCAAGGUGCUCUACCUCGGGGCGGCCUCUGGUACCACAGUCUCCCAUGUCUCUGACAUCGUAGGCCUGGAUGGCCUGGUCUACGCAGUUGAGUUCUCCCACCGCUCUGGCCGUGAUCUUAUCAACUUGGCCAAGAAGAGGACCAACAUUAUUCCCGUGAUUGAGGAUGCUCGACACCCGCACAAAUACCGCAUGCUUAUCGCAAUGGUGGACGUCAUCUUUGCUGACGUGGCCCAGCCAGAUCAAACCCGUAUCGUGGCCUUGAAUGCCCACACCUUCCUACGUAAUGGAGGACACUUUGUGAUUUCCAUUAAGGCCAACUGCAUUGACUCCACAGCCUCAGCUGAGGCCGUGUUUGCCUCUGAAGUGAAGAAGAUGCAGCAGGAGAACAUGAAGCCUCAGGAACAGCUGACCCUAGAGCCAUACGAGAGAGACCAUGCUGUGGUCGUGGGUGUGUACAGGCCACCUCCCAAGGUGAAGAACUGAAGCUCAGUGCUGUCUGGAUUCCCAGAGAUGUGUGUUGCUACUGUUGCACGUGUGAUUUUUCUAUUAAAAGACUCAUCCCUUGCUCUGUUUA